Diaporthe batatas is the source of this 2730-nucleotide messenger RNA. Its product is annotated as exosome nuclease subunit RRP6. NCBI's taxonomy places the organism in Eukaryota, Fungi, Ascomycota, Sordariomycetes, Diaporthales, Diaporthaceae. Gene Ontology annotation, molecular function: 3'-5'-RNA exonuclease activity; nucleic acid binding; nucleotide binding. Gene Ontology annotation, cellular component: nucleolus; nuclear exosome (RNase complex). Gene Ontology annotation, biological process: nuclear polyadenylation-dependent rRNA catabolic process; poly(A)-dependent snoRNA 3'-end processing; nuclear polyadenylation-dependent CUT catabolic process. The record is from RefSeq and is a predicted model, not a curated record. The transcript is spliced from 3 exons. Bases 62 to 2494 code for a protein of 810 amino acids.
GUUUGUUUCCUCCACUCGGGACGCCAACACUGGCGAGCUUUACCUCGAAUCACUCAACACCAUGGACCCCUCGCAGGACUUCAAGUCGUUGCAGGAGAAGAUUCAGGCUUCUCUUGUCUCGACUACCAAGGCUGUCCAGCGCAUCGCGAGCGAGGAUCUCACAUUCCAGCGGACCGUCAACCCCAACACUGGCGACCGUCUCGAGGAGCAGUCAACGCGCCUGCUGAGCCUCUCCAGCGACCUCCUCAAGUCAGCCGCCGUUGGCACCGGCCAGAAGAGCGCCGGCGAACUGGAGGAUGUUGAGGACGUCGACAUACAAUGGCGUGGUAUCGUGGACGUGAUCGACGGACUCCUUGAGAAAGCCGACAUUUGCUUGGACGAGUACACUGGUUUGGUCAAGAGGAAAUCGGAUUUCCCCGAGAAUGGUCCCCAACAGAAGAAGACGAAGACGAACGACCGGCUAGAUUUCAAUUUCCGACGCGCCAACAUCAUCAAGCCACAGACUGCCUUUGAGAAACAAGUCGACAAUUUUGCUGCUGGUCCAUGGAAGCCGUUGUUGACACGGAAGCCGCAUGCUGCAGUGCCGCUGGAGGACAGUCUUGGUGUGGCAGUUGACGAAAACAACCAGCAACAAUUUAAGCAUCCCUACGAGACCGAAAUAUUGGCUCUGAAGUACCCGGAUGCCACCUACGAGAUACGGGACCCCAUAUCAUACCAGCCCAUGGACACCACCUCUGCCACUUGGAUCGACACAUACGAAGGUGUUCUGGAGAUGCUGGAAGAGCUGAAGGGAGCAACAGAAAUCGCCAUCGAUCUGGAGCACCAUGACUAUCGUUCUUACCAUGGACUGCUCUCUCUAAUGCAAAUCAGCACUCGAGACAAGGACUGGAUUGUGGACACACUGAGACCAUGGCGGCAUAAGCUUGAGGUUCUGAACGAGGUUUUUGCUGACCCUAAGAUCCUCAAGGUGUUCCACGGCGCUUUCAUGGACAUCAUCUGGCUGCAGAGAGACCUGGGACUGUAUAUUGUCGGGCUCUUCGACACCUUCCACGCCAGCUCAGCCCUUGGGUACCCGCAGAGGAGCUUGGCGUACCUUCUGAAGAGUUUUGUCGACUUUGACGCCGACAAGAAGUACCAAAUGGCGGAUUGGAGAAUACGACCUCUACCGGAAGAGAUGUUCUACUAUGCCCGAUCAGACACCCACUUCCUACUUUACAUCUAUGACCGAGUACGAAACGAGCUUGUCGAGCGGUCUGACCGCAGUGAUCCCGAGAAGGACUUGAUUGGAUACACGCUCCAGAAGUCGAAGGAGACAUCACUAGACAGGUACACGCCUUUUGCCGCGGACCCAGAAACCGGCGAGGGAGCUCGAGGCUGGUCCAACUUCCUUUACAAGAGUCAUCUCAGACUCAGUGGCGAGCAAUUUGCAGUCUACAAAGCCUUGCACAAGUGGCGCGACGAUGUGGCGCGGCAGCAAGAUGAAAACCCAACAUUCAUCAUUCCACCACAAGUCAUCAUGGAGAUAGCCAAGCUCCUUCCAAGUGAUCCCAAAGCGCUGUGGAGUCUACUGGGAAACUCGUCAUCUCAAAAGGCGAAGCAGUCGGUUGAGGAGCUCUUCUCCCUGGUCACUGAAGCGAGGAAAGCCGGGGCUGAGGGACCGAGCACGACUGAUUAUUUCAGGAGUAUGUAUCUUGAUAAUCGCUCGAUCGCUGCUGUGGCAAAGAGGGAGCUUGGCAAAGAAGAUAAGCCAGAGUUGGAUCUACCUCCAGUGGAGGAGCUUCGGAGCGAGAAGUCUCAGCUCUUUGGCCCUAUCCCCCUGAGCAGCUUAUGGGACGGCUCCUCGCAGCCUCUGAGCGGCGCCAUGAGCGAGCAGAUCGCACUGCCUUGGACACAAUUUGUGCAAGAAGCCGUGGCCGCUGCGUCCCAGAAGGGAAGCCAGUCUAAACCUCAAAAUGGAGAGGUGGACAUGAUACCAUUAGAAGUGCCUGAGAAGGCGGCUUCUGCAGCACAGAAGGACCUGGAUGUGGAAAACACCGAAUUCACAUUGCGACAGGGCCGGAAGCGCAAAAUGGACGAAGUACAAGACGAAGACUCGGGCGACGGAGGAGUACCAUUGGACACGGAAGAAAUGAUAUCCCUUGACGUAGAUGAAGAAGAAGGCGGCGGCGGCGGCCGGCGUGAAAAGAAGGCGAGAAAGAGGGCCGCCAAAGAGGCCAGAAACGCCAGAAAACAAGCAGAGGCCGGCUCAUCAGGCCGGGAAGGGACUAAGCAGGCGGAUACUUCAGAGGAUGAAGAUGCUCCUUUCGACUACAGCCAGGCGCAGUCAGUCCUGAAUGCGAAGAGGUCAGCUGCCGCGUCCAACGGCAACGGGGACGCAUCGGGCAAGAAGAAGGCAUUUGAUCCUUACGCGGCGAGGAUGAAUGCCGAGGGCCCCAAAGCCGCCCGGAAAAUGCACCAUGAACGUACUGGCAAGGCAGGUACAUUCAAGAAAUGAGGUGGCUUCGGCACACUGCUAUCAUCUCGAUGCUGACGGCGCUACGGGGAGGUGUGUCUUGUUAUGACCAUGUUGAAAGAGAUACCGCAUCGGACCUAGGUAAUUCCCAGGGGCCGGUGUCUGGUGGAUGAGGGUCCUGGUCUCGGUGGCGGAAGGGCUUUACUAGAUACCACUGCCCACGAGAGGCAAACAGACAGCAAUGAAAUCAAAACCUACACAAUGCACUUGCUGGCUAA